AUGUCACGUCUAGCCAUCCUUGUUUUUCUUGGCACAGCGUACAUUCUUUGGGGAACGCUGCAGACGGUCAGCAUCAAGUGGGCGGAUUCACUCACGGCAACCGAUCGUUUUCAGGACUAUAGAUAUGGUUUUGCCCAUCCUUUUGUUCAGGCUCUAGUCAUGUUUGUAUCAGAGAGCCUCUCCUUGGGAGUGCUUGGUGUGCUGCUACUGGUGAAACGAUAUGUGCUCCGCCAAGCAAUCGUCAGGGGGAAGGACGUUGCUUUGCCGUGCAACCCUAUCGUCUGGAUGCUUCCUGCAGGAGCAGACUUUGUUGCGUCUAUUUUGCAGAACACGGGUCUGGUUUUAACGUAUGCCUCUGUGUACCAAAUGUUGCGUGGUGCAGUGGUGCUCUUCGUGGGAUUGUUGUCACGCAUUUGGCUGGGACGACGGUUUACACGCGUGGAGUGCGUUGGGAUGGCUUUCGUGGCUGUUGGACUCACGCUUGUUGGCCUUAGCUCCGUUUUAAGUCACUCCUCGACAGGGGCGAGUAACGCAAAUCGGAAUCCUAUUCUUGGCAACUUGCUAAUUGUAUUGGCGCAAGUGCUACAUGCCUAUCAAGGUGUUUGUGAGGAACGUCUUGUGAAGUUGUACCGCGUCCACCCACUCCAGAUGGUGGGUACAGAGGGAGUCUAUGGGGUGGGGAUGGCACUUAUGCUUUUGGCGGUUUUGCAGCUUCUGCCCUCUUCCCCAUUCCAACACAACAUUGUUGGUUCCAUCGACACUGACACUCAACUUAAUAUGGAGCACGUGCGUGUUCCAUUUGACGACGUUAUCCUGGCGUUUGAUCAGAUGUGGCAAAGUAGUUACUGCUUGCUCUCAAUGCUCUUGUACAUAUUGGGGGGCUUCUUUUACAACGCAUGUCAAAUGACAAUCAUUAAAUACUUUUCGGCUGCCGCUUGCGUCAUGGUGGGAUCCCUGCGUAACAUCACGGUAUGGGUGGUGGCUCUUUCCAUCCCCAGCAUCUUUGAUGAACACUUUAAUUUUAUACAGCUGACGGGAUUUUGUUUUCUUGUUGCAGGGAAUGUUUUGUUCCAAAAUGUCGUUCCAGAUCACUGGUGGCAUUCCUGCUGCCCAGUUGUGCUAGGCACGCGUGGCGGGCAAGCUGAAGGCGAAGGUGCAUAG
Molecule: messenger RNA, 1161 nt
Organism: Trypanosoma conorhini
Lineage: Eukaryota; Euglenozoa; Kinetoplastea; Trypanosomatida; Trypanosomatidae
Product: putative solute carrier family 35 member F6-like isoform X1
Exons: 1
Coding region: 1-1161 (386 amino acids)
Biological process (GO): transmembrane transport
Cellular component (GO): membrane; intracellular membrane-bounded organelle
Source: RefSeq, a predicted model, not a curated record